Messenger RNA from Etheostoma cragini (Arkansas darter), 2109 nucleotides. RefSeq names its product neuronal acetylcholine receptor subunit non-alpha-3-like. The transcript is spliced from 6 exons. The coding region runs from base 277 to 1722 and encodes 481 amino acids. Gene Ontology annotation, biological process: chemical synaptic transmission; monoatomic ion transmembrane transport; signal transduction. Gene Ontology annotation, molecular function: acetylcholine-gated monoatomic cation-selective channel activity; transmembrane signaling receptor activity. The record is from RefSeq and is a predicted model, not a curated record. Gene Ontology annotation, cellular component: neuron projection; synapse; postsynaptic membrane. Lineage: Eukaryota; Metazoa; Chordata; Actinopteri; Perciformes; Percidae.
UCCUCCUCCUCCUACAGAGAGCCGCUCUUCUGACCGCCGCUGCCCGUCACGCCUCGGAGUCACAGCAUACGGACACCGGCCUCAUGCGCCCUCACACCUGUUCCCUGCAUUCUGUGAAACGGCAGCAGAGGAGUUGUUCUCCGCAUGGUGUUGAGCACAGCUGGGAACCUCGGCGCCUAUGCCACCUCGGUGUGUGUACUGUAGUCCUUUCCUGCUGAACAGCCGAUAGAAACAGGAGGCUGCAGGCGCGCUCGCUCGGACCGGGAGGAGAACACCAUGAAGUUUGCGGUCCUCCUCCUUCUCUUCUUUCCUCUGGCCCUCGCCGACAUCAACGCGCCGAGUGAGUUUGUGUCCUUGGCGGAGAUGGAGGACACCCUACUGAAGAACCUUUUCCAAGGCUACCAGCGCUGGGUCAGGCCCAUCCAGCACGUCAAUGACACUAUUAGGGUACGCUUCGGACUCAAGAUCUCCCAGCUGGUUGAUGUGGAUGAGAAGAACCAGCUAAUGACAACUAAUGUAUGGCUCUGCCAGGAGUGGAUUGACUACAAGUUACGAUGGAAUCCAGACAAAUACGGAGGAAUUACUUCUAUCAGAGUCCCCUCUGAAAAUAUUUGGCUCCCAGACAUCGUCCUCUAUGAGAAUGCUGAUGGGAGGUUUGAGGGCUCCCUGAUGACAAAAGCCAUUGUCAAGUUUAAUGGUGCCAUCACCUGGACGCCACCUGCAAGUUACAAAUCUGCAUGCACUAUGGACGUCACCUUCUUCCCAUUUGACCGCCAGAACUGCACCAUGAAGUUUGGUUCCUGGACAUAUGAUGGUAACAUGGUGGACCUAGUCCUGAUAGACAACCAGGUAGACCGGAAGGACUUCUUCGAUAAUGGGGAGUGGGAGAUCCUUAGUGCCACUGGUGUCAGAGGAAACCGGAAGGACGACAUGUAUUCAUACCCCUUUCUCACAUAUUCUUUCAUUCUGAAGAGGUUGCCGUUGUUCUACACCCUCUUCCUCAUCAUCCCAUGUUUGGGUUUGUCCUUUCUUACUGUCCUGGUGUUUUACCUUCCCUCGGAUGAAGGAGAGAAGCUGUCACUCUCCACUUCUGUCCUUGUGUCACUCACUGUGUUCCUCCUGGUCAUAGAAGAAAUCAUCCCUUCCUCCUCCAAGGUAAUCCCGCUCAUUGGAGAAUACCUGCUGUUCAUCAUGAUCUUUGUAACACUGUCAAUCAUUGUCACUGUCUUUGUCAUCAACGUGCACCACCGCUCCUCAGCCACCUACCACCCCAUGUCCCCGUGGGUCCGUAAUCUCUUCCUUCAGAAACUCCCAAAGUUGCUCUGCAUGCGUGGACACACUGACCGCUAUCACUACCCAGAGCUGGCUCCUGAAAGCCCCGAGCUCAAACCUCGCUCUGGAGGUCGGAAAGGAGGCCAGAGGGCGAGCAGCGGAGGUCAAGGACAGAAAACUUCUGAUGGGAAGGAGGACGAGGCCUGGGCGACCAUGUUGGACAAGGCUAUCUACUCAGUGCGUUACAUCAGCAGACACAUCCGCAAGGAACACUUCAUCCACGAGGUGGUACAAGACUGGAAGUUUGUAGCCCAGGUGUUAGACAGGAUCUUCCUGUGGGCUUUCCUCACCGUUGCAGUACUGGGCACUGUCCUCAUCUUCACUCCAGCUCUGUACAUGUUUUUUAAAAUCCCUCCUCCGACUGCAAGUGAGGAUCCACCUUCAAACUAGUUCUGUAGCAAUAGCGCACAUCUUUCACUGAUGAGCCACCUUCAAAAAUCUAUGAGCAAAAGGUAACCACUGCUGGUCUAUUGUAAAAGAGAACUUUGACUCUUUGAUGUUAGUUUUCUUCUUUAUAUCCACUGUUUAAAAUGUUCUCCUUAAGUCAUAAUGUAUACCUAUUAUGCACUUAGUAGAUUUCAAAUUGUCAUGGUGACAUCAUGUUUUGUCUAUAGAUAAAUAAGACAGUCUUAGUGAAAAUAUUGCUUUCAGCCAAAGUCUUAACAUUUCCAAUUCUACUAAUGGUAAGUUUAAGUAGCAUGCAGCUAUCACAUCACUAGGUUACACAUACAUUAAGAUAGAUAAUCCGUAUUAGUCCCACAGUGUGGAUAUAGUGUU